AUGUUGCAAAACACAUGCAGGGCCAAGAAGGUUUGCAUUGGAAUAGUUAAGCUUCGCAAAGUGGCGUUCACUUUUCGAUCACAAAGCAGGAGCGUGUCGGCAUCGCAACAUAAUGCCUCAGUUUCAAUAUCGCAAUCUACAACAAAGAAGAGCGAAGUAUUGACUGUGAAACACUUUUCACAUGAUCCAUGUGAUGAAAUGACUACAGCAGUAGAUGAGCAUCGAGAUUUUGUACAGAACAAAAAAGUGCAGGGGAUUCCGAUAGCCUACGUUGGGAAGCUCUACAGGACAGCUGCGAGUGGAAAGACUAUUUAUCAUGGUAUGACCCUGGCAGUAGCAGAUUGUUGCUCAUUUGAAGCACAACUUCAUGAACGUCAGCUUGGCUAUGGAGAUCCAAGGUGUGACUCCUCAGCUUUGAUAUCGAAUUGCAGUUGGAUGAUCAAUACUGAGUUCACGGAAGAACGCUCACCUCGCUCUCUUACGAAGGUUUUGUUGAAAGCAGAUGAGCAAGUAUUGUGGAUUCCGAUAGAAAUGAAUACAAGAAAUUAA
Molecule: messenger RNA, 549 nt
Organism: Strongylus vulgaris
Lineage: Eukaryota; Metazoa; Nematoda; Chromadorea; Rhabditida; Strongylidae
Source: the annotation of a GenBank genome assembly